AUGGGAAACGAGAUCUCGCACAGUCUUUUGCUUGAGUUGGCGGAAAGCGUCCGGUCCAUCAAACAGAGGCUUGGAGGGUUAGAGACCGAUGUAGCCGCGCUGCGCAAGUCCGUCCUCAACAACAACGUGGACAUCGUCAAUAACAACGUGGACUGCGAUAAGCACAGUGUGGAAAUAUCCAAGCUCAAAGACCAUAUUUUCAACGCUAAGCUCCUGGAAGAAGGAAGGAGUCGAUCGGUGCGGCACCAUAAGCCUAACGACAAAAGAAAUCAGGCAAAAAGCCUUGUUCUCACGUAG
Molecule: messenger RNA, 297 nt
Organism: Ectocarpus siliculosus
Lineage: Eukaryota; Phaeophyceae; Ectocarpales; Ectocarpaceae
Source: the annotation of a GenBank genome assembly